AUGUUGUCUUCAUCAGCAGGCACAAACAUCCAACAAUCCAAAGAUGUUGAAAUGAGUGAACGAAGAUUCAACGGAGAAGAACAAUUCAAACAAUUACUCUCCAUAGGAAUUUUCAACAACAGAACCUUACUCAAAUUGAUGGUUCAUGCUUACUUUCACCAAUUGACUCAAGGCUGUGGAUUGGAAAAUUGUAAAAACCCACAGUGUAAACGAAAUACUUCAGUGAAUGAAACAGAAGCAGCCAAACUUGCCAUAGACUUUGCAAAGAAAGCCUUUGAUAAGGCAAAUCCACAAUUCUUUUUAUGUGAUAUUGUCAACCCCAUUCUACCUAAUUUCUCACCUACUCUAGAUUUAUGUGUACAGGAGGAAUGCUUACAAAGAAUUCUUGAAGACAAUGCCAAGAGUGGUGACUAUUCAGUGUUCAUGGAUAUCAUAAAGAGAGUAUUCAGCAGUGACAGUUCUUUAUCUUAUAGUUUUCAAACCCGAGAUGCUCUCUACAAGAAAUCCACUAAAGAAAAAAAUCAAAUUGACAACAGUUCAGUAGAGAGAGUGUACAAAGUCAUUCUAGGCACUAAGAACGAAUCUGUUAUUCAUAGUCUCGCUCAUGCCAUCGAAGAACUUGGAAAGAGAUUCAACACACAUGUCGAUCGAGUUCAAAACGUGAAAUUCAUAGUGAUUCUUUUGCAAUGUCCAUUGUUAAUGGAACCAUCCUCACACAAAUCUCUUCUACUUUUAAUGCAAGGUAUUUUAAAACUGUCUCCAACUGUUCUCAAACAAUUGAAAGAAGUGUUAUCAUACACUCCAAGCGAAUACCUCUCCUCAUUUGUUAGUAUUUUCCAACAAUUUAUCACAGUUCAAUUAUAUUCAAGGGGAUACAUUGAUGAGGGCAUUGCCUAUGCGACAAGAUUAUUGGGAAUUAUCAACUCUGCCAACGAAAAGAAAUCAUUCCACGAGAAGGUCGAUUACAGAGAAUUUUAUAAUGAUGCCGUCAACAACAUUGUAGACAUUAAGGAGGAUUAUAUUCGUUGGACGAAAGCUCAAAGCACUCCCAACCAUGGCUUUGAAUAUUUCAAUUUUUGUGAAUUUCCAUACAUUUUGGAUCCAAACUUUAAGAGCAAAAUCUUACAAUUGGAUGCCGAAAUUCAACAAAACAAAGAAUUGCGAAAUGCCUUCAUCUCAUCUCUGUUCAGACAACCAACUUCUCUCUUCUGUGUCUUGAAAGUAGAUCGACACAAUUUACUUCAAACAGCUCUCAAUGAAAUUAUGAACCGAGCCGAUGAUUUAAAAAAACAACUGCGUGUGAAAUUUAUUGGUGAAGAAGGUAUUGAUGAAGGUGGUGUACGGAAGGAAUUUUUCCAAUUGAUUGUGAAACAAAUUUUUGAUGUUAAUUAUGGCAUGUUUGAAUAUGAUGAAAAAACCAGAACAUUUUGGUUCAAUUCACAUUCAUUUGAAUCAGGAGAUGACUUCAAAUUGAUUGGUAUUGUGAUUGGAUUGGCCAUUUACAACAGUAUUAUUUUGGAUAUUCAUUUCCCACUCAUUGUUUACAAAAAGAUGUUAGGUUUGAAACCAAAUCUCGAGGAUUUGAAAGAAGCAUUCCCUGAAUUAGGUAAAGGGCUUCAACAAUUGUUGGAUUUUGAAGGUGAUGUGGAAGAUGUAUUUUGUCGAACUUUUCAAGUCGAGACUGAAUUUUUUGGACAUGUAGAGACUCACGAUUUGAAACCCAAUGGUGGAAAUAUUCCAGUGACGAAUGAAAAUCGAGAGGAAUAUGUGAAAUUAUUGGUCGAGUGGAAACUUGAAAAAUCCAUUGAGAGACAAUUUAGAGCAUUCAUUGAAGGAUUUAAAAUGGUGUGCAGUGAUCCUACCAUUCUCGAUUUAUUCAGAGCAGAAGAACUUGAAUUACUCAUUUGUGGAAGUCCUGUCUUGGAUUUUGAAGCUCUCGAGCGUACGACCAAGUAUGCAGAUGGUUAUGAUCGAGAUGAUCCUCUCAUUAGAGACUUUUGGGAUAUUGUUCAUCAUUUCAGUGAAGAAGACAAGAAGAAAUUCUUAAUGUUCUGUACAGGAAGUGAUCGUGUACCCAUCAAGGGAUUGGGUGAGUUGGGUUUUGUGAUUGUUCGAAAUGGUGAUGAUGACAAACGUUUGCCAACCGCUCACACAUGUUUCAAUCACUUGCUCUUACCCAGGUAUUCAACUAAGGAGGCCAUGCGAGAGCGCUUACUAACAGCCAUCAAUAAUUGUAUGGGUUUUGGCUUGCAAUAA
Messenger RNA from Naegleria lovaniensis, 2256 nucleotides. RefSeq lists its product as uncharacterized. Lineage: Eukaryota; Heterolobosea; Eutetramitea; Acrasida; Naegleriidae. Bases 1 to 2256 code for a protein of 751 amino acids. The transcript has 5 exons. The record is from RefSeq and is a predicted model, not a curated record. Gene Ontology annotation, molecular function: ubiquitin-protein transferase activity.